AUGGCAUCAUCAACAAUCGUGUGCGGUGUAUGUGAUCUGCGUAGAAUUACUAAACCAUCUAUUAUCUGGUGUUUUGAAUGUGACGAAGGGCUUUGUUCAGAAUGCAAAGACCACCACAGUCGGUCAAAGGGAACACGGAAGCAUGACACCUUGCCAAUAAGUGAGUACCAGAAAAUACCACGUGAUAUUGUCAAAAUCACUGACACCUGUGCCAACCAUAAUGAGAAGUUCACAUUUUAUUGCAAAAAGCAUGACAGCCUUUGUUGUGGAAGUUGCAUUGUCGAGAACCAUAUGGAAUGUCGAGAUUUCGACAAAUUGACUGAUGUGAUUCAAAACACUAAACUUUCAAAUGCCUUUUACGAAAUAGAACAAUCAUUAGAAGAACUUUCCGACAAUAUUCAUAUAAUUCGAAAGGACAGAGAAAACAACCUCGGGAGGUUAUCAAAAGAGAAAAUGCAGAUUGAGCAAGCAAUCAAACAAACCAGGAUUACAAUCAACACCCAUUUAAACAAAAUACAGGACGACAUUAUAAAAAAGUUGAAUGAAACCGAAGUAAAUGAAAGUAAGAUAAUAAGCGAACUCCUGAUUUCAUUAAAGGAAAAUGACAGAGAGAUAACUGAAAUCCGAACAAAAAUUGAAAAUAUCAAGCAACAUGCUACAGAUCUUCAAACAUUUAUUGCUAUGAAGGAGCUCGAAAAACGAAUUUCUAGCAAAGACCAAUUCCUGCAGUCGAUGAUUAACAGCGAAAAUCUUAAACAUAGCGAUCUUACGUACAAUCCUAAUUCCGCUAUGCAAGAUUUAGUUAAUCGUAUCAAGAACUUUGGAGAUGUAAAGAUUGAGGAAAAACCAUGCAAGGUAGUCCUCAAGAGGAGGAAAGACAAACAAGCCCAAAUAAUGCUGCCGCACAUAUUAUCCAGAUCAGUUGACACUAUCAAUUUGAAAUUGCUUCAAACAAUAAAUGAAACAGGAGAGUACGUAAGGGGCUGUUGCAUGUUACCAGAUGGUAAAAUGGCGUUUUCUGAUAACUCUGGAAGAACUGUAAGAGUAUUCAACUUGAACGGCACCAAAAACUUUGAAGUCAAUACAAGAACAUUUGCAUUAGACGUAGCGUACAUCAGUUACGACAACACACUUGCUGUAACAUCAGGAGAGUCAGAUAAGAAAUGUAUCACAAUUAUAGAUAUACAAAGCAAACAAAUCAAGAAAACAAUACCGGUCAAAUUUGCGUAUUGCGGCAUAGCAGUGACUAAUGGCAAAUUCAUUUGUUCGACAGAAGGGAAAGGAAUUCAACUGAUCAAUCCAAACAACAACUCCACAAUUGAUAUAGUCCGCGAUAAAAUACCGACCAUUUGUUACGUGGCAUUAUUUGAUGAAAAUAUUUAUCAUACAAAUUACAAAUCAAACUCCGUGACGUGUUAUGAUCUACAAGGUACAAUACAAUGGACAUUCAAGAAUGAAAAGGUCCUCAGGUGUCCGCGUGGUAUAUCAGUCGACAAUGAUGGUAACGUGUACGUAGUAGGGAGAUCAACAAAUAAUGUAGUAGUUAUAUCUGCUGAUGGACAACAAUACAAAGAGGUAGCUACAGCCAGUGAUGGACUUUCCAAUCCUAUAUCUCUUGAUUAUAACAGAAAUACAAAUCAAUUACUGGUUUCGAAUUUUUCUGAUAAGGCUUUUACUUUUAUUUUGAUUUGA
Molecule: messenger RNA, 1692 nt
Organism: Mytilus trossulus (common blue mussel)
Lineage: Eukaryota; Metazoa; Mollusca; Bivalvia; Mytilida; Mytilidae
Exons: 1
Coding region: 1-1692 (563 amino acids)
Biological process (GO): protein monoubiquitination
Molecular function (GO): ubiquitin protein ligase activity; zinc ion binding; protein binding
Source: RefSeq, a predicted model, not a curated record